This is a messenger RNA of Neltuma alba, 2312 nucleotides long. RefSeq names its product protein IQ-DOMAIN 31. Bases 279 to 1937 code for a protein of 552 amino acids. The transcript has 10 exons. The record is from RefSeq and is a predicted model, not a curated record. Lineage: Eukaryota; Viridiplantae; Streptophyta; Magnoliopsida; Fabales; Fabaceae. Gene Ontology annotation, molecular function: protein binding.
UAGCUGCCAUGUCUCACUCCAGCAGGGUCCCUGCUGCAACAGCAGGGAAACUUUGCUCCGAAGUUCAUCUUCUUCUUCUCCUUCCUCAUGAUCGCAAUGGAAGCUUGCGGUUCCUGCUGAUUCUUCUGCUGCUGCUGCGGGGUUUCAUUUUUUUAAUAAGGAAAUAUGGAUUCGACCCUUGACUGACACAGUGUAGAAUUAAAUGCAUCCCUUGUUCUAGCAUCUCAGGUUUAUGACACUUGGGCUCUCAGGUUCCUGAAUCAUUGAUCUUCUUCAGAAUGGGAAAAGAUCCUGGGAAAUGGAUAAAGACCUUGUUUUCAGGGAAGAAAUCAUCAAAGUCUAAUCGAUCAAGCCAAAAAAAUAUCUUGAAACCUUCAAGUAACCAGGAUGUGUUGGCCUCUAUUGAUACAUCUGUGCCUUAUAUCCCUGAUUCUUCGCUGAUAUCCGCACCCACAUCUGGAGCUGAUGCUAGUAAAGAAGUGCUCUUGGAAAAUGUACUGGUUAGUAGAUCAUCAAAUGAGCGGAAUAUUCUUUCAGCUGGGAUUGAAGAGAACAAUGCAGAAGCUAUUAAUUCUGGUUCACUGGAUGAUGUCCAGAAAAACAGGCUUGUUGAAGCUGCUACAAAAAUCCAGGCUGGUUUUAGGGGCUAUCAGGCUCGUGAGGAAUUUCAGACACUAAAAGGUGUCAUACAACUGCAAGCUCUUAUUCGAGGCCAGUUGGUUAGGAGGCAAGCUGUUUCCACUUUAUACUGUGUGAAGGGAAUUGUAAAAGUUCAAGCGCUAGUUCGCGGUCACAAGGUUCGACAUUCUGAUAUUGGGGUCGCUGUCCUCAAAAUUUUCAAGGAUGCUAAAUGUUCAAAUUCUAACGGAGUAGUCACGACUACACAGGCAGAGAAGCUGCCAACCGGUCUUUUUCUUAACCAGCUUCUGGCCACGUCAUCCUCAACAGUUCCUUUACAUCUUAAUUUUGGUCCUGAAGCACCAAACUUCACCUGGAAGUGGCUUGAGCGCUGGACUAAGUCAAACUUUUGGGCGCCUCCUCCCAAAUCAGAGAAGAACCAUGGCAAGUCCAACGAGAAAAGUGCCAAUUGUCAAACGUUUGAACAUAACAAGGGGAAACCCAAGAGAAGUUUCAAGAAGGCUUCUGAUUUGAAAGUCGAUGAUGGCUCAACCUCAGGGCCAAACAAUCUUAAACAGCCUGCGAAAAAGGUUUCAAGCCACCUUAUGCAGUCAUCACGGGAGCAACCACAAACGGAAACAAAAAACCGUAUUAAGAAAACUUCGACGCAGAGUGUUUGUAGUACAUCUGAGGUUGCCCCUGAGAAAAGGAAACGCAUCCAUGGAAAACUUCCAGGUCAUUCUGUUACUGAUGUUUCAGAGCAUCGUGCUUGCGUUUCAGCAGAUAAAAUGAAAAGUUUGGGAGUGUCAAAGUCACAGCAGUCUGAUUUUGAAAAGAGCCUUGGGUUGCAAGAAAAAGAUGAGAAUGUCCACUCACACGCAAAUCCUACUGCUGAUUCGCAGACUAGCGUAAAGAAUGGUAAAGAAGUUAUUCAAGGAGAUAGCGAGGACUCUAAAAUUAAUGGGGACCCUCAGAACUCGCUGAGAAGAGCUUCACUGCCUGCCAGUUUCAAUGAUCAAGAUAAUAACAGUUCCCAUAACACUCCAAGAGUUCCUAGCUAUAUGGCCCCCACUGAAUCUGCAAAAGCUAAGCUAAGAGCACAAGGCUCUCCUGGGUUUGCUGGUGACUUGGUAGAUAAAAUUGGUGUAACCAGGCGUCAUUCACUUUCAACUUCAUUAAAUGGAAGGUUUACCUCAUUUUCCCCACGAACAGAACGACUGUUAAACACAAGCAGCAGAGGAGUGAUCAGGACUGACAGAUCUCUGUCAUUAUUAAGGGAUGGACCUGAGAAGUUCAUCCAACCCCAGUGGAGAAGGUGAUCUUACAUAUUUUGUUCAGUACAAGGAUACUUCAAAAGAGGAGGGCUUAAUUUUCCAUAUUAUGAGUCUCAGAUAUCGAAGUGUUUUGGUGGUAUGUAUGUCUGAUUGUCUAUGAUUCGUAGCACAUGGACUGACCUUCACUGCUUUGCCUGCAUGGGUCUGUGGCGUAUUUGUAUCAUCCAUAAAUGUUAAGUAGUUUUAAAAUUAGCAGCAAUAUAGAUUUAGUCCUCUAGCUAUAAAUAAGAUUUUGGUUUGGUUUCUUAAUUUUAUAAAGUAUAUUUCUAGUCCUCUAACCCUAAUGGUUUUAGUCUUUAGUCAUUAUUAUCUUGAAAAAUUAAAUUUGAUAUGUCAUUAUUUGAUAAUAUUUUGUCAAAA